UCUGUAUCCCCUCUUCUUACAUGAACCUCCAUCCAAACAAAACAAGAAAAGGAAAAGAGGGGUAGAAGAAGAAAACCCUAAUUUUGCUUCAAUGGAAAACCAUCAAUAUCAUUAUCAUCAUCAAGAAAUGCAAUUACUUCCAAGCCCUAAUCAAUCUUUGCCCCCAAAUUCUUCAUCCCAAUUUGACCCUUCUCCUCCAUCACUAGACCUUCAACUAUCUAUAAGCCUCACACCCUUGAAGCAGCAUCAUCUCCUUCAUCAUCAUCAUCAGCCCACUUCAGAUUAUUCUUCAUGUGUCCUAAUAAAACAGCAAUCUCAUCAUGUCAAAGAUUGUAGUGGAAUCAACAAUGAUGCCAAGAUUGACUCUACCUGUGUGGAGGCCCUCAAGUGGCAGGCAGCCGAGCAGAUUCGUCUGGCGGCCAUGGAGAAGGCUUAUGCAGAGCGCGUGAUGGAGCUGACAAGGAGGGAGAUGGAGCUGGCUCAGUCGGAAUUUGCCCGGGCACGCGCCUUGUGGGCCCGUGCGAUGGAAGAAGUUGAGAGGGCUGAGAAGAUAAAAGAGAGAGCAACUCAUAGAAUGGACCAUGAUCAUAAUCAUGAUGAAGAAGAAGAUCCCACCUCAUGCAUGGAGAUCACUUGUUUUUCCUGCAGGCAGAAGUUUAGACCUAAUUAAACUUUCUCUUUCUCUAUUUCUCUCUCUCUCUCUCUCUCUCUCUUUGAUCACUUGUGUAGGAAUGAAUAAUAAUAACAGACUACUUUGUUUGCAAAAAAAAAGCCUCCUUUUUUAUGGGCCCUUUGAUUUUCUUCUUGUGAUUCUUCUUGUGAUUCUUGAUUGAAUUGAAAGUGUGUUUUGGUUGUACUAA
Molecule: messenger RNA, 860 nt
Organism: Andrographis paniculata
Lineage: Eukaryota; Viridiplantae; Streptophyta; Magnoliopsida; Lamiales; Acanthaceae
Product: zinc finger protein SHOOT GRAVITROPISM 5-like
Exons: 1
Coding region: 92-670 (192 amino acids)
Biological process (GO): gravitropism
Cellular component (GO): nucleus
Source: RefSeq, a predicted model, not a curated record